AGCUGUGCUGCAAAACUGAAUGGAGAACUUGCUUUUUUUCGCUCUUUGUGUGGACAAAAAAGAGGAAAAAGAGUUCUGUUCCUAACAGACUUAAAAUGAAGCUGCUGUUUGUUGUCCUUCUCUUAUUAGAUAUUUGGGGAUUGAGCGGACUGCAGACGGUGGCGGAGUCCGGCAUCCUUUCCCUGAGACUUGACUUCCCGUCGGUAUACAGCGGACACGUCAAGUCAUGCUGCAAGGUGUACCCCAGCGGGUGUCAAACCCUCCUGGACAGCACGGGCUACACCGCCGACUUCCUGAGAGGAAGGGUGAGCGUGACGCAGACAAACAGCUGGAUUGAGUUCAGAGUGGCUCGGGCACGGAUUGGAGACGGAGGCUACUACAGAUGCGUUCUGCUGGGCACUCCUGCUUACAUUUAUGCCGAUCAUCGCUUUCAUGUGUCUGGAGUCUCAGCUGACCACGCAGGCGGGUGGUCCCAGGGCUCGCUGUUGACAAGAACCCAGAACCCCAAGUGGACCAGAACUGAAGUGGAGCAGGGGAAAACUGACCCUCCAACACGUCUGUGGACUCUUUGGACAUUUGGCACCAUCGCCACCGCCGUCGCUGUGGGCGUUGUCGUCGUCAUUGUUGUUGCGUCAGUCAAAGGAGUACUUUGCUUCACGGUCAAGAACAAAUCCAAAUACUCGGGCAAGAGUGGAAAAACUGAGUCAGACAACCAAGAGGCCACGGAGACGUCCGGCGUCAUCUACUCCACUGUAGAUUUCCGAAGCAAGCCGUCUGCUGUAAGGGCGCCUCACGGCGGUGGGGUGGAGUACUGCACCCUGGCCGUCCACCAGUGAGUGUGCAGCCACUUGCCCGCCAUGCCAGGA
Molecule: messenger RNA, 866 nt
Organism: Syngnathoides biaculeatus (alligator pipefish)
Lineage: Eukaryota; Metazoa; Chordata; Actinopteri; Syngnathiformes; Syngnathidae
Exons: 6
Coding region: 96-836 (246 amino acids)
Source: RefSeq, a predicted model, not a curated record